Messenger RNA from Psilocybe cubensis, 4020 nucleotides. RefSeq lists its product as uncharacterized. Gene Ontology annotation, cellular component: mitochondrial DNA-directed RNA polymerase complex. Gene Ontology annotation, biological process: mitochondrial transcription. Gene Ontology annotation, molecular function: DNA-directed RNA polymerase activity; mitochondrial promoter sequence-specific DNA binding. NCBI's taxonomy places the organism in Eukaryota, Fungi, Basidiomycota, Agaricomycetes, Agaricales, Agrocybaceae. The transcript has 10 exons. The record is from RefSeq and is a predicted model, not a curated record. Bases 1 to 4020 code for a protein of 1339 amino acids.
AUGAUACCUAGAACUGCGCGGAGACGACUUGAGGCGACUUUGCUGUCUGCUCGUCAGUCUCUCCCCCGCCCCGCACGCCUCUACUCUACCCCCACCAAAAGGCACAAUGCGCCCGCCACAGCGUCUGCCACGAUACCCACCCCAGACUCCUACCCCCCUUUUAUUCCCCAAAACAACUCCCAGCAUGACGAGCUCAGCGCUUUCCUCCACAGAGAAACGUCGCUGACCCUCCUGCCCACCCCAGAGCCAGGCACGUCCCUCUCCAAGGAGGCCGAGCGCUGGUUCGUCGACUCGUCGUCCCUCGACAUGGCCGGCAUCAUCGACGCGUGUCUGCACAACCUCCAUGAUGUGCCCCGUGCACACUCCGUCUUCCAGCGCUUGCGCACCAAGGUCGGGUCUACCGUCGUCCAGGCCCACAUGUAUAACGCCUUUUUGACGGCGUAUACGGGUAUGGCGGAAAAAGAGAUCACACAGGAAAAGCGCCAGUAUUGGAUCGACGAGGCGUGGAAACUGUACGAAGUCUUGGAAUCCGAAGCAGAGGAGGUCAAGCCCAACGCUCAAACGUACAGCUUUAUGCUCCUGCUAUGGUACAAAUUCCACUCUGUCCCUGCUAAAAACCUAGGAAUUUCUAGUGCUUACGCCACAGGGCCAGAUGGACUUUUGAUCAAAAUGCAUAAGCGCAACAUCCCCGUCCUCGACGUCGUCUGCAACUCCGCCAUAACCGACCCGGUCGCACUCACAGCAAUCGCAAAACGACUCGCCUUCGACGCCCUCUCACUGGGCUAUACCAAUGUGCUGCAUGACCUUGGACACGCCCCGGACGCCGUCAAAGAGACCAACUCGGAGUACGCCGCCUCCGUGCCUGACGUGCGGCCCGUGAUGGACUCGACGGGCGAGGUGCCGUCCAACAUCUCCGGGCUGCGCACGCAGCUCAGCAACCUACAAGACACGCGCGACCUGCUCAAGAGCGACGCAUACGCGCGGCAGCGCCAGCUCGAGUCGUCCGCGUACGACCUCGCGAAGGAGCAACUCGAGCGCCAGCAGCAGGCGUUCGAUGAGAUGGGCCUGACGAGCUCGCUCUCGAUCAACGAUAACGUGCUCAAGCGCUGGAUGUGGGAGUGGCAUCUGCGCCUGCGCGAUCGGCUGGAGAAGGACCAUGCGAAGCUGAAUAAAGGCGAGCAUCUGUUCAAAGGCCCCGAUCGCGAUGUCGAGCCGUAUUUGCUCAUUCUCAAGCCCGAUACGCUCUCGCUGCUUACGAUCCUUGAGGUGAUCAGGCUGCAUGGCAGCGGAGGCGUUAUCAACGGCAUGAAAACCGCGCGCGCGAUCAUCUCCGUUGGUAAAGCCGUCGAGGGCGAGCACAAGUCGCAGAUCUGCAAAAAGACCAAUAUUCCUAUUCCCCCGCAGACACAGCAGAGGUUCAACAAUGUGUUUACGCCGAAGGGGUACCAGGCCUUGUUUCAGCGCCGGAUUGCUGCUGCGCAGACGGCGACGGAUAAUGAGGGCUGGUCGGCCGCAUGGAGUCAGGCGCUGCGAGCUAAAGUCGGUUCUGUUCUCGUCGAUCGUUUGAUCGCUGUUGCAGAAGUCCCAAUGGAGAAAAUCGACCCUCAUACCGGUGACAAAUUGGUUGAAUCGCAUCCUGCGUUUUACCAAUCUUACGAAUAUGUUCGUGGACAAAAGUUGGGUGUUAUCAAGUUGCACAACAGGGUUGUGGAACGAUUGGCCCAGGACAAUUUGCAUCGAACCAUCCAUCCGCGCCAUCUUCCCAUGCUUGUGAAACCCAGACCAUGGAUAGACUACAACAACGGCGCCUACCUCAUCAACAAAAGCUACGCCAUGCGGUUCAAAGAAUCGAUGGAACAAGAAUCGUACAUCAAAGCCGCCACGGAACAAGGAAACCUCGAGCUCGUCUACGCCGGGCUUGAUAUCCUAGGCAGCACACCGUGGCGGGUGAACAAGGACAUCUUCGAUUCGGUGAUCAAGGUGUGGAACACGGGAGAACGGAUGGGCAAGAUCCCGCCUGCGUCGUAUGAGGAGCCUGAGCCGGUGCUUGCGCCGGAGCUCGCGAAGGAUCUGCAGGCGCGCAGUCAUCAUAUUGUGCGACACCGCGCGUGGGCGCAGGAGCAGGCGAACAAUCACUCGGAUAGGUGUAGUGUUAAUUAUAGGCUGGAGAUUGCAAAAGCUUUCUUGCAGGAUGUGUUCUAUCUACCGCACAACUUGGACUUCCGCGGGCGCGCGUACCCGAUCCCGCCGCAUCUGAACCAUAUGGGCGACGAUCUCUCGCGGGCGUUGAUGAUGUUCGCCCAUGCGAAGCCGCUGGGCGUACGUGGGCUUCGCUGGCUCAAGAUCCACGCGGCGAAUCUGUUCGGGUACGAUAAAGCCCGGUUCGACGAGCGUGUUGAGUGGGCUGAGGAGCACUUUGAGCAAAUGCGGGAGGCGGCGAAGAACCCGCUCGAUGGUUCGAGAUGGUGGCAAAAGGCAGACGACCCCUGGCAAUUCCUCGCGGCGUGCAUAGAGCUCACCAAGGCACACGAGCUGGAGGACCCGACGACGUACAUGUGUGCGCUACCGGUGCACCAGGACGGGACGUGUAAUGGGCUGCAGCACUACGCGGCGCUGGGCGGAGACACACAGGGCGCGGAGCAGGUCAAUCUCGCUGCGGCGGAUAAGCCGUCGGAUGUGUAUACGUUUAUUAGUUUGAGAGUGCAGGCUGCUAUUGAUAAAGAUGCGGAUAAUGGGGUUGAUAUUGCGAGGAUAUUGAAGGAUAAGAUUACGCGAAAGGUCGUCAAGCAGACGGUCAUGACGACUGUGUACGGUGUAACGUUCAUCGGCGCGCGCGAGCAAAUUGAGAAACAGCUCCGGGACCGUACAGACCUGCCCAAAGAAAUCUGCUGGCAAGCCGCAUCCUACAUCGCCAAGCAGCUUCUCUCCACCAUCGGAGACACAUUCAAAGGCGCGAAGGGGAUCCAGGACUGGCUGAACCUGUGCGCGCGGCUGAUCUCGAAAUCUGUGCCGGCGAGUCGGUUGGGUGUGGUGGUGGAUGAGGUGGAUGGGAAGAGGUAUGCGACGCUUGGGAGGAAGGAGGUGAAGCGCGAGCAGAUGACGAGUGUGAUUUGGACGACGAUGUUGGGGCUGCCGAUUGUUCAGCCGUAUAGGAAGAUUUCGAGGAAGCAGAUUAAGACGAGCAUUCAGAGUGUGUAUAUUUCGGAUCCGCAUAGGAGCGAGGAAGUCAAUUCGCAGAAGCAAGCUACGGCUUUCCCUCCCAACUUUAUUCACAGUCUGGAUGCGACACACAUGUUGCUGACUGCUAUCAAAUGCAAUGAACGCGGGCUGACGUUCGCGUCGAUCCACGACUCGUACUGGACGCACGCGUGUGAUAUCGAUACCAUGUCCGAAGCGAUUCGAGAGACAUUUAUCAGUCUUCACCAGUCUGAUAUUCUGAACAAGCUGCAACACGAGUUCCUCACGCGCUAUGCGAUGCACUAUAUCCCGGUGCAUGAGCUGGUUUCGCGGCACAAGUCGCGGCCGUCGCUGCUUUUGGAGAAGCUGCACCAUGCGGGGACGGUGGUGUAUACGAGCGAGGAGGACGCGGGGCUGCUGAAGCCGUUGGGAUCUCUUGUGGAGGUGACGGAGGAUAGCAGCAAGUGGGCGAAGCUGAUGGAGAUGAGGAAGGCGGUUGCUGCUGAGGGCGAGGAUGAGGAUGCGGCGUUGGUGGCGGCGGCGCAGGAGGGGAAGAAGGUUAAGAAGGGUAAAGGAAAACCUAGGGGACGGCCGAAGAAGGCGGGGGCGGAGGAUGGCGAGGGCGUUGUGGAGGAUUUGGAGGACGACGAGGUGGAUGUUGCGUUGCGGGAGAUGGAGAAUGAAGAAGAGAUGGAGUUGGACGAUGAAUUGGAGCAGAUGUUGAUGAAUACUCGCGGGCAGGGCGGCGUCUAUAUUCGCCUCAUCGAUCUCAUCCCGCCGCUGCCUGAAAAGGGCGACUUUGAGGUGGAGGCUAUCAAGGCUUCACCGUAUUUCUUCUCAUGA